AUGCAGGCCCAACAGCAGCAGCAGCUCUUGCAGGCGCUGCUAGCGCAGCAGCAGGCACAACAGGCUGCAGGGAUAAAAAGAGCCGGCCCUGCCAAGCCCAAGAAGCGCACCGUACAGCCCACUCAUCUCGUGCCCGAGUCGCCGGCUAUCGUGGCGAUCGGCGAGCACGAGCGCAAGGUCGACCUGCUGCUGAAGCGCCGCCGCCUCGAGGUACAGGUCGCCACCUCGGGCGAGCAGCCAGUGCGCAAAAAGGUCCGCGCAUACCUCAUACACCGCCAUGCCAACCAGCCCGGCGGCGGCAGCGUCGGCGGCGCGGCAGUGGAGCCGCCGCAGUGGAGCCUGCACCUGUCGGGGCGUGUCGACCCAGACACGCCUGUGGAUCCUAUGGCAGCGGCCCUGACCGCCCUGCAGCAGCACAACCAGACCGGCGCCGCGCACGCGCAGGCGGCCGCCGUCGCGGCCGCGGCGGCCGCGGCGCGGCAGGGCAGCGCUUACCCGUUCACGAGCCUCUGGCGGCGCAUCACGGUCACCAUCCGCCACAGGCGGCAGCAGGAGCAGCAGCAGCAGCAGCAGCAGCAGGGUGCAGGGGGCGGCGAGGCGGAAGUCGAGGAGGUGGUCGUGUGGGAGAAGUCGCGGCACAAGGGGCCUCACAAAGAGGAGCUGCAGCUGCUGCGCAUGAGCAGCCGGCCGGCCAGCGUGACUGUCAAGCUGGAGGCGGACAACACCCCGCCGCGGUUUAGGCUGCCUGCCGGUCUGGUGCAGUUUGCAAACAGCACGUACGACACGCGCCAUGGCGCGGCGCGCGCGGCCAACGCCAAGCCCGGCCACUUUGUGGUGCUGCAGCCCAUUGCGGGCGCCCUGGGGCUGGCGCCCGGGUCUGAGAUUAGUAAGCAUGACGUCAUGGAGGCAGUGGCGCGCGUGCUGGAGCCGGUGGAGCCGUUGGUGCUGACUCAUGAGAUAGACUUCUCGGAACCUUCCCCCUGCGGCACCAAGCACUGCUGGGACUUCACAAUGGACAUGCCCACGCGGCCGGCAGAGCGCGCGCACCCGGUGCUGGAGGGGCUGUCGGCGCAGAUGGAGCGUGAGCUGGAGGAGCACGAUAAGGAGCUGGCGGCAGCGCUGGCGGCGCUGGCGGAGGCGCGGCGGCGGCGCACGAUGCUGCUGGGGUUCAGCCAGGAGCCGGCUGACUUCAUUGACGCUCUGAUGGCGGCGCAGGCCCGAGACCUGCGCGCCGCGACCGGCGCGGGCGCGGUGGUGGGGGGCCGCCAGGUGUUCGAGACGCCGCGCCGCAGCGACGCGUUCAGCGCGGGCUGGGUGGAGGAGGCUGUGCUUAAACACCUCGCGACCAAGCGGCUGGAGCAGCAGCGGGCGGCGGCCGCGGCGGCCGGGGCGAGCAUGCCGGCGGCGCAGCAGCAGCAGCUGCAGCAGCAGCAGUUGCAGCAGCAGCAGCUGCAGCAGCAGAUGCUCAUGAUGCAGCAGCAGCAGCAGCAGCAGCAGCAACAGCAGCAGCAACAGCAGCAGCAGCAGGCCGCAGGGCCAGGCAUGGACGGGGCAGGCGGCCAAGCGGCGCUGCAGGCGGCACUGCAGCAGCAGCAGGCAAUGAUGAUGCUGCAGCAACAGCAGCAGAUGCAGCAGCAGCGGCAGCAGAUGCAGCGGCCGCCAGGGAUGUGA
Monoraphidium neglectum is the source of this 1671-nucleotide messenger RNA. RefSeq names its product putative SWI/SNF complex component SNF12 like protein. Gene Ontology annotation, molecular function: transcription cis-regulatory region binding; nuclear receptor activity. Lineage: Eukaryota; Viridiplantae; Chlorophyta; Chlorophyceae; Sphaeropleales; Selenastraceae. The record is from RefSeq and is a predicted model, not a curated record. Gene Ontology annotation, biological process: regulation of transcription by RNA polymerase II. The coding region runs from base 1 to 1671 and encodes 556 amino acids. The transcript is spliced from 7 exons. Gene Ontology annotation, cellular component: nucleus; aryl hydrocarbon receptor complex.